This is a messenger RNA of Callorhinus ursinus (northern fur seal), 2189 nucleotides long. NCBI's taxonomy places the organism in Eukaryota, Metazoa, Chordata, Mammalia, Carnivora, Otariidae. The record is from RefSeq and is a predicted model, not a curated record.
CCCAGGUAGUACACAUUCCCACGGUCGCCGUGGUCCUCCGAGGGAGCCCCUGCGCAUCUCAGGCCGGCUCGUCACGGAAGAGGGCGUUCUAGCCGGCCGCCUACUCCAUGGUAGGGCCCCCUGCCCGCUUGGCCCGUGGCGGCCGCCAUGUUGGAGGCUCAGGCAGGGAGCCAUGGCUGCGAGCGGCGGGUGCACAGUCGGAGCUGCGCCAGCUCCGCGGGGCAGAUGCUGGAGGUGCGGCCAGGGCUGUACUUGGGUGGAGCCGCGGCCGUGGCGGAGCCGGACCACCUGAGGCAGGCGGGCAUCACGGCCGUGCUGACGGUGGACUCAGAGGAGCCCGACUUCAAGUCGGGGGCGGGGAUGGAGGGUCUACGGAGCCUCUUCGUGUCGGCGCUGGACAAGCCCGAGACUGACCUGCUCAGCCAUCUGGACCGGUGCGUGGCCUUCAUCAGCCGGGCCCGCGCCGAGGGCCGCUCGGUGUUGGUGCACUGUCAUGCAGGAGUUAGUCGAAGUGUGGCUAUAAUAACUGCUUUUAUGAUGAAGACUGACCAGCUUACCUUUGAAAAAGCCUAUGAAAAUCUCCAGAUCAUCAAACCAGAGGCUAAAGUGAAUGAGGGAUUUGAGUGGCAACUGAAAUUAUACCAGGCAAUGGGAUAUGAAGUAGAUACUUCUAGUGCAAUUUAUAAGCAAUAUCGUUUACAAAAAGUUACAGAAAAGUAUCCAGAAUUACAGAACUUACCUCAAGAACUCUUUGCUGUUGACCCAACCACCAUUUCACAAGGACUGAAAGAUGGCAUUCUCUACAAGUGUAGAAAGUGCAGGCGAUCUUUAUUUCGAAGUUCGAGCAUUUUGGAUCAUAAUGAAGGAAGUGGUCCCAUAGCCUUUGCCCACAAGAGAGUGACACCAUCUUUCACACCCGCCACAGGGAGUCCGGCUCAAUGUACAUCGUAUUUCAUUGAACCUGUACAGUGGAUGGAAUCUGCUUUGUUGGGCGUGAUGGAUGGACAGCCUGGAAAACAUAUAAGAUGAAGGCAUUUUUAUGGAAGAUUCUACGUCACAUUUGUGCAUACUUCUCUGUACACUUAUUUGAAUGUUCCUGUAGACCUAAAAGUGGAAUCCCUGUCCUGUGGAGGGAUGUGUAUGUCUUAAAUACUGCUAAUAUUCCACCCUGACAAUAAAAAUCCUUAUACAAAUUUGCUUUUCGCUAACAUUGAAUGCAUGUAUCCAUUUCUCCAUACCCUUGGCGUAAUGGGUAUUAUAAAACUGGUAAAGUUUUGUCAGUCGGGGACAUGAAAAAUGUUUUUCUUAAAAUGUUUUAAUUUGAAUUUCCAUGUCUACUGCUGAGGAUCAAUAUUGUUAUGUAUUUAUCAGCUAUUUAUAGCUUCUUUUUCUAUAAAUUUCCUUUACAUCCUUGGUCCAUUUUUCUAUGGACUUUGCCUUUUUCUUAUUGAAUUAUAGGAUCUCUUUAUGUAGUCUAGAUGUUAAAGAUUUUUCUAAUGUAUUGCAAAUAUCUUCUGUCUGUUGCUUAUUUCAGCUUUGUGGUAUAUUUUGUCAUAUUAAAAUUUAAGAUACUUCUGUAAUCAAAUUUGGUUUCUGAGUUUUAUGUCCAGAGUUUAUAUCAUCUAAGAUUAAAAAUAAGACUCCCUGCCUCAUGUCAUGCACAGAAUAACAGGCUAAACUUAAAAAAUAAUGCUCUGAAUACAUCAGAAUACAAAUAAUAGGCAUGUUCAGGUUUUUUUUUUAUUUAUCUAUUUUACUGGAGUAUCAGUUUGUUUUUAAAUAGCCAUGAAAUCUGAGGCCUAGCCUACAUGCUACCAAUAUCAGUACUGAUCUGACAUGAGGCUCCUAACAUGCUUUCCUAGUCUUCGGCCUUGAUGAUCUUAGUUUGAGAUAUUAAGCUGCAGACUGAUUUAAAAGGCAACACAUACCUUUCACAUCCUGAAAUCUUGCAUCAUAUCUCAACCUUUACCUUCCCCCCCAUACUGGGAUUAAUCUGGUCCUUCUCCAAACUCCCAGCAUACAACGUGCUUCUUACACAAUUAUCAUAGUCCACCAUCUGUUAUGGUAAAUUGCUGUUGUAUUUUAUCUUGCUGAUCCGAUCAUAAAACUCCUUGAAGGUGGGAGCCAUGUCUUACCUGGUUUUUAUUUUGUUUUGUUUUGUUUGUGUUUUUAGAGAGGGAGAGAAGGGG